AUGACGCCUCCACAAAAGAUCAAGCAAUGGCUCACGGGCCAGGACGGGCUCGAUAAGCUCAGGAUGGGCGAGGCGGAAUGCCCGGCCCCUGGCGAAGACGAGGUGUUGGUUGAAGUCCAUUCCGUGAGUCUGAACUACAGGGAUACCGAAGUCGCCAUGGGCCUCUACAACCACCACAAGUCCGUAGAGCAUCCCCCCGCUAUUGUCCCAUGUAGCGACAUGUGCGGUGUAGUUGUUGCGGUUGGUCCAGUCUCCAACAACACUUCAGACCCCUACAAGAACCCAGCUUUCCAGCUCAAGGAAGGCGACCGGGUCAUCAGUACAUUUGCGCCGAAACAUCUCAGCGGCCAAAUCAAGGCCUCAGACAUUGCAGGUGGCUUGGGCGGACCUGCGCCUGGAGUGUUGACGCAAUACCGUGUCUUCCCCACGUAUGGCGUUGUCAAGAUACCAGAUUAUCUAUCCGAUGACGAAGCGGCUUGCUUGCCAAUCGCAGCUGUAACCGCGUGGAUGAGCUUGAAUUGUAUGCGACCAAAUGGCGAGAUCAUCGGACCGGGCGAAAAGAUCCUGUGCCAGGGUACUGGCGGUGUAAGCAUCUCUGCAGCCCAGAUCGCAUCCGCAGCAGGCGCAGAUGCUAUCAUCACAUCUUCCUCCGACGAGAAGCUCCAGCGCGCAUCCAAGCUUGGCGCGAAGACAACCAUCAACUACCGCAACACUCCAGACUGGGAGAACGCAGUCCUUUCUGCUACCUCCGACGAGGGCGCUGACAUCAUCAUCGAAGUCGGUGGCGCGCAGACACUUCGCAAGUCGUUCGAAUGUGUACGCUUCGGCGGAUUGAUCUCUUGCAUUGGCUACCUAUCUGGCAAGCAAGAUGAGGCUGGCGACAGGACAAACACGAACUUGCUGUGCCUGAAGAGGAAUGUUACACUCAAGGGCAUUGUGAACGGCCCUAGGACUGAACUUGAAAGAAUGCUCAAGUUCUACGACGAGAAGAAGAUUAAGCCAGUGGUCGACCGUGUUUGGAAGUUUGAAGAGGCUGAUCAAGCGAUCAAGUAUCUGUUCAGCGGAGGUCACUUUGGAAAGGUAGUCAUCAAGGUGAAGGAGUAG
Alternaria triticimaculans is the source of this 1104-nucleotide messenger RNA. RefSeq lists its product as uncharacterized. Bases 1 to 1104 code for a protein of 367 amino acids. The transcript is spliced from 2 exons. NCBI's taxonomy places the organism in Eukaryota, Fungi, Ascomycota, Dothideomycetes, Pleosporales, Pleosporaceae. Gene Ontology annotation, molecular function: oxidoreductase activity. The record is from RefSeq and is a predicted model, not a curated record.